AUGGUUACAAUUGAAGCAUACUGUGCCGCUCGUCUGAAAGGUUUGUAUGCCGAAGGUUGUUCAUCGAAGUUUGUAUCCCGCUUAAGUGGACAUGGUAGCAGUUAUAACUGUCCUGAUGAAUUAAAAUUCAAUUUAGCGCUCAGUAAAUGUGUCGAACAAGUUUGAUUGUGUCGUAGCACGCUACAAACGUUUGAAUCAAUCGGUAAUAUCUUCCUCAGUACUUUCAAUGGAAGACACACUAGUUUUUCUAUCGGUUAUGCGUUAUUAUUGGCAUUUAAAGAAUCUGAUGGCAUUGAAAAUUUAAGGCACCGAGUAGUUCUUAUUUAUCUCUUGUACAGGUCUGCUGAACUUGACGGUGAAUCAACGGAAGGCGAUGUACUUCAACAUCCUUUUCUGUCUUUUUUUCUAUCCGUUAUGGAAUAUGACAAGGAUAGUCCUGUGGAAGUAAAAAUGUCGGGCUGUCCAAAACUUGGAAUUCGCGAGAAAUACAUCACUGGUUGCUUAUUAACAGAAAUGUUGGACAAAAUUGCCAGUCGUACUCCAGUCGAUAUUACCAUGAUGAAAAUUCCAAAGCAGGAUUUUGAUAUAACGCGACAUAUAACGGCGCUUAAAAAUCGCCAGGCAAAAUAUCCUUCGAUUGCAUCAGCUACUACCCCAGCUGUUAUCAGAAUAAUAAAUGAGAAGACAAAGAAUCAACAGGUCGAAUCACUGCCAUCUAUGUUGCUCCCCAAUUUAUUAACAAAUUCUUACUUGUUUGAAAUUCUUCCUCCUUCAUUUCAUCGUGUUACACCUUCAUUAAUGCCUCCCUCAGAUGAUGAGUUUCAAUUUCUGUAUCCUUUCAUAUUGGAUCCCAUGUGGAUGGAAACGAGCGUUGAGAAACAGGAUGUACGAGCGUUAUCCAACACCUCCCAUGUCUUCAGUCCAAUGAAUACUGUUCGUAAAAACCAAGUGAUAAGUGAGAAAUCAGAAGACACAGAGUUGGAAACAUCUCCCAUAUUGUCACCUCCGUCGGCCAAAGAAAUUCAGCAGGAUUCUAUGGAUGUUUCUAAUAAGAUUUGUUCUUCACUUCCUAGUACACCCAGUAUUGUUACGUCUACAUCAGACGAUAAACCUUUGGCUGAGGCUUAUCACGCAUCUUCUACAUUAAUAUUUUCCGAGGAAAAAGCUGAUAUUAUCAACAGUGACGCUCUAACAGAGCCAAAAACAGAUGUAUCGGUCGAAAUACCUCCUGAAUCUCAAACGGUUAUAUCACCACUUUCAUCCGAAAAGAAACAGCCGAUGACGUCUGUGGAGGCUGCAGAGCUCUUAAAAAAAUCUUUGGUGUCAAUCAUUACAAGAACAGAAGCGCAGAAAUUAGCCGAAGCUAUUGCAAAAGAUCCUUCAUUAGCUGAACUUAUAGAUAUCCCUUUAACCAAGUUUGAUAAAUAUAUUGACGAUAAUCCGGCAAUUGCAGCAGCUGUUAUUGUAGCUCGAAUCACUCAAAACUGCAAUGAAUUGCCUCAGUUUUUCCAAUUACUUGCUGGAAUGAAGAUUUCAGUACAAGCCAUGGAAGUAGUAAACAAACUGUGUGCUCAAAUUGAAUUUCCACAAGAAUAUCUCAAUAGUUAUAUUGCAACGUGUGUGCGUCGUUGUGAAGAACCAGAUCAAACGCCUUUUAUGCAAUGUCGUCAAGUACGGGUGGUGUGCGUCUUUCUUUCUUCACUUAUUCGAAGUCGUACUUGGGAUGUUCGGCCAUUAUCGGUAGAAUUACAAGCUUUUGUCUUGAAGUUUAAUCACGUACGUGAAGCAGCUUCUCUGUAUCAAGCUAUUUUAAUGGCUCUUCAACCAUUGGCAGAUCCAGUGAUUUGUUCCAGUACCGUCGCUCUUUCAACCAGAGCAACUGGAGGCAUCUCAAUGGUUGCGACUGCUGGUUCUAGCGAGCCAAUUACUGCCAAUAGUAGAGCUAGUCGUUGUAAUAACUGA
Messenger RNA from Acanthocheilonema viteae, 1962 nucleotides. NCBI's taxonomy places the organism in Eukaryota, Metazoa, Nematoda, Chromadorea, Rhabditida, Onchocercidae. The record is from the annotation of a GenBank genome assembly.